Messenger RNA from Elaeis guineensis (African oil palm), 2040 nucleotides. Its product is annotated as COBRA-like protein 1. The record is from RefSeq and is a predicted model, not a curated record. Gene Ontology annotation, cellular component: plasma membrane. NCBI's taxonomy places the organism in Eukaryota, Viridiplantae, Streptophyta, Magnoliopsida, Arecales, Arecaceae. Gene Ontology annotation, biological process: plant-type cell wall cellulose biosynthetic process; cellulose microfibril organization.
AGAUGAUUAAGUUUAUACUCCAGCUGUCCAUGGGACACUACAUAGUAGUGGGAGGGGAAAAAAGCUUGGUUGCCUCCUUCCUUUCCUCUCUUUCCUCCCUCGUUCUCCUUCGCCUCCUUCGCCCACUUCGACCCAGAGCGCCACCAGAUUUAGACGCCUCCGUGGCCGGAAUUCCGCCGUCGUACUGGCCGCCGGUGGCUGUGGAGGAUCCUGUGUUGGGCUCGAGUGUUGGCGGCCGCUGGCGCCACCUCUCUGCGCCGGAUCCGGGACCUUCCACACCGUCGGCAAUGAAGAUGGCUCGGAGCUCCUCCUUCUUUUCCUCCCUUGCUAGAUCCACCUCAAAGCUCACACCUUUGGCCGUUUUCCUGGCGUUCUUUCUAGUCUUUUCCUCGCUACCUUCCACGGAAGCUUAUGAUUCACUUGACCCAAAUGGGAACAUAACAAUCAAAUGGGAUAUUAUGCAGUGGACUCCAGAUGGUUAUGUUGCUGUUGUUACAAUGUACAAUUUCCAACAAUACCGUCACAUCCAAGCACCGGGAUGGACUUUGGGAUGGACAUGGGCAAAGAAGGAGGUAAUCUGGUCGAUGGUUGGAGCACAAACUACAGAGCAGGGUGAUUGCUCGAAAUUUAAAGGGAACAUUCCUCACUGCUGUAAGAAGGAUCCGACAGUUGUUGAUCUACUUCCAGGAACUCCAUACAACAUGCAGAUUGCAAAUUGCUGCAAGGGGGGUGUUAUUAGUUCAUGGAUUCAAGACCCGGCCAAUGCUGCAAGUUCUUUUCAGAUCAGUGCAGGCCGAGCAGGAACCACCAACAAGACUGUCCGUGUGCCCAAAAACUUCACCCUCAAUGCUCCUGGUCCGGGAUAUACAUGUGGGGCUGCGAAAAUUGUGAAACCUACUAAAUUUGUUACGGCGGAUGGAAGGAGAACAACCCAAGCUCUGAUGACAUGGAAUGUUACGUGUACAUAUUCCCAGUUUCUUUCUCAGAAAACUCCCACAUGCUGUGUAUCACUUUCAUCUUUCUACAAUGACACAAUUGUCAACUGCCCAACAUGCACCUGUGGCUGCCAAAACAAUAUAACUCAGCCGGGAAGCUGUGUAGAGGGCGAUUCACCAUAUUUAGCCUCUGCUCUUAAUGGGCCUGGAAAAUACAGCUAUACACCGUUAGUCCAGUGUACAUCUCAUAUGUGCCCAAUAAGAGUGCAUUGGCAUGUUAAGCUCAACUACAAGGAAUAUUGGCGAGUGAAGGUCACAAUAACAAAUUUCAAUUACCGGAUGAACUACACACAAUGGAACUUAGUUGUCCAACACCCUAAUUUCGACAAUCUCACUCAAAUCUUUAGCUUCAAUUAUAAGUCGUUGACUCCUUACGGAGGGAUAAAUGAUACUGCAAUGUUAUGGGGUAUCAAGUACUACAAUGACUUACUCAUGGCUGCUGGACCCCUUGGAAAUGUCCAGUCCGAACUUCUAUUUCAGAAGGACUCGUCAACCUUCACUUUCGAGAAGGGAUGGGCCUUUCCACGGCGUAUAUACUUCAAUGGUGAUAACUGUGUCAUGCCCUCUCCAGAUGCAUAUCCAUGGCUACCAAAUGCCAGUCCUCGAUUGUUGGGCCCCUCGCUUCUUCCGGUCGUGCUCUUCUGGGCCAUGUUGGCAUUCUUGCUGGUUUAUGUCUAGGACCUUGCAACUGUCGGAAAACAUUUGAUUGAUCUGUAAUAUCUACACGAGUUGCAGAAAGUUUCUAGGAGUGGAUUUUGAUUUCUUCAAGGCAAGUUGGAUAAAUUAGCUUGCUACAAAGCAGAUUCAGGUGUGUCAUGCUCAGCCAGACAAAUUGCAUCUACUGUGUUGUAUAUUGGCGUUUUGAAUCCACUCCCCUGGCUGGUUACAUCAGUCUGUUAUAGCACUUAAUUUUCUAGCAUGUAAUUUAUUGUCAUUUAUGUGGCCAUCAUGGUUGUAGCGGAAUGGAAGACGGUGUUUAUCUACAUCAAAUAAAUUUCAUAAACACAUAACUUAUUUGUUGUGGAAGGUGAAAAUUUUCAUUCCA